Messenger RNA from Protopolystoma xenopodis, 4191 nucleotides. The record is from the annotation of a GenBank genome assembly. NCBI's taxonomy places the organism in Eukaryota, Metazoa, Platyhelminthes, Monogenea, Polystomatidea, Polystomatidae.
AUGGGGGACAGCAUGAAUGACAGUCAACUGCAACUGCUCUCGAUCUGUUUGCGCGACCCCAACAUGGUGGCGCUUGCUCGACGCCAUCUCGAGUCGUUCGCCUGGCCUCCCGGAGUCGCGACGCUGGACGGGGACUUGGACGACGGGCCCACUGGCAGCCAGAACCAUGCAAUGCUGAUAUCGGACAAGAAUGCUAAACGAUCGGGACCGCCCUUGAAUGAGGCCUUGAUCUCUGGCCUGUUCCCAACAGAUGACGCCGCGACCAGAGACAAUCCGAUCACUUUUCCACUGCACACGGGCCCGUCUACUGGCCAGUCCUGCAGCCAUCAGACCAGCGCCCUAGCAACCACCUUCUCCGAUAUCAACACAUUGUCGUUGCCCGCAAAUCCCCUCACCUCUUUCCUCACCUCCGGCGCGUCUGGUCCCCUCAAUUUCGCUUUCGCCCUGCCUCAGCCACCGGUACUGUCCGGCUGUCCGAUGCAGUCGGCUUCCUUGCAGAUGCCUCAUUUGGCCUAUCCGGCCAAUAUUGCUUCGUUUCUGCCCCAUGCAUGGCAGAGCGGGCGCACUCGAACCGCCUCGCCCUCUUCCCUGAUCGGAUCAUCCAUCACGGAUACUAACGAUGAACUUGUCCUCACUCUGCCUCCCCUCGACGGCCAGUUGACGACAACAGCAAGAGUCGAGGCCUACAGACUCGACAGGCCUUCCACUCCAGCCGACAGGCUCGACGACAAGGCCACUUUCGACCAGCCUCGCAACGAGGGCCCACUUGCCAUGGAUGCUUCUGGUGAGGUUGACGGCGACGGUGACCUGGCCGACCAGCAAUUGAUGUUUUUGCCGAUGGCAAAUCUGAGCGUAUCCGAUAUUUGCAUCAACCGGUUUCAGUUGCAGUUGGCCAGCCAUCUUCAGGAGGCGGCGCGCCGGCGUCUCGAUGCCUCCGCGGUGCUGAGUCAGGAAGAAUGGCUCCGACUGCAGGCGGCCGAGGUACCGAAAAUGCCUCCUUUCGAGGCGGGAAAAGACCAAGCCGAGCCGAAAGGUCGCCUGACCUGUUCGCCGACAAUGGACUCCCCGGCCGUGAUACAAGCUGGCUCGACAACAGGCUUGAGCAAUCGUGGCCGCUCCGGCCGAGUCAAUGGGCCAUCUGUAAAGCCACCCUAUUCCUACAUUGCACUAAUCACCAUGGCAAUUCUUCAGGCGCCCCACAAGCGACUGACGCUGGCCGGCAUCUGCGACUUCAUUAUGGCACAGUUUCCCUACUACCGCGAACGAUUUCCUGCCUGGCAGAAUUCAAUUCGACACAACCUCUCGUUGAAUGACUGCUUCAUCAAGAUCCCUCGGGAGCCUGGCAACCCGGGCAAGGGGAACUACUGGAUCCUAGAUCCAAACUCCGAAGAUAUGUUCGACAAUGGCAGCUAUCUGCGUCGACGAAAGCGCUACAAGCGAGCUCUGCCCUCUUCCUCCCCUUCAGGCAAGCACUGUUUCGACUCCGACCUCACGGGCUCGGCCAGCGAAGUGGGCAGUUUCAUAGUCGCCGGUACAGCCGAGGGACAUUUUGGUCUAAGCGAAGUGUCCUCCUAUUCUUCCAACAGUGCGUCGCCCACCGACGACAUGGCCAGUCUAAUCAAUGUCAUUCUGCCCACACCAGGCUUGUGUGGUCGGGAAAACACACUUCAAACGAGUGUGUCCAACACUAGCACAACUAGCCCUACGGUGCUCGCGAAUGACAUGUCUUUUGUUCCAGCUGACGAAGCAACUGCUGCAUCGGGUGAGUCGACCGGUUGCGAUGCUUCCAUCGCUCCCACUGGGCCUGAUCAGAUGUCCAACGCCGUCAAUUUGGCUGAUCGGUGGCGCCAGACGGCCGACAGCCCCAUCUAUUCAACCGUCUCGCCGGCAAGGGCCGGUUCCAGUUCGCGCAGCAGUUGCGGCCCUGAUCCGGGAUCAGAUUUUGGCUUGGUUGGUCAGACGACAAACUCCGAUACAGUCAUGUCAAGAACGGCCUUUCCAGCCUCUUGUUCGAUGCUCGGAAUGGCAGCGCAACCGGGCGUCGAGGUGACUCCUGCUCAGAUGGCGAUUCCGCCAUUUUUCCCUCCCAGCAGUCUUGCGCUACAGAAUGUUGCCAACACAACCAGUGAGCCCGGAUCACAAGGUGGUAUGGAAACUCGCCUAUCCGACAAGACUUCAGACUACCUCAUGAACAACCUUUUGCCCUGUCUUAGCAACGAAAUGUUGACCGCAGCAGCCGCGGCUUCACUGACAAACUGGUCGAGUUUGCCCGUCCGAUUUGAGUCGGGCCUCCUCGAACCGCUGAGGUCAAGCCAGAGCUGUCUGGCCUGGCCAGCAGCGCGAAUGACUGAAGGGGAAGCGGAGGCAUUUCGAGGGCAAAAGCACGAUCCAGACCGAGACCGAGAAGACCUUCUGAUGCUGCAUCUACUCCCGCAAUUGCUUGUUCCAGGGCUCCUCCCUAAGCUCAGUCAGUCUUCGCUCAACAGCCUAGGCCUCGAACUGCCAGCCUCAAUCAGGUCGUCAGGAGUGUGGCGAGAAAUUGAUGUCGGCGAAUGUGAUGAAAAGUUGCUGGCUAAAGCCGACACCGAUAGAAUAUUGGAGCCUGAUUUUCAAGGAAAGCAGCACCGAAAAGCAACAGUGGACCUCGAAAGGAAGCUGUUAAGACGGAGAAAAAUUGAAGCUGCUCUUUCGAGAAAGCCGCAAGAUUUUGAUGUCAACAAUGGAGAAUCUGACCAGCAGAAAGAAAAUAAAGAGGACAGGUUGAGGUCAAGAGUAGCAACGAAGGAUGACCAGGAGCUGUUUAUCGAAGCCAAUGAGAAGAGAGGCAUACAAGUGAUAAACAGAGACGAGAAUAAAGUGAAGAAGAAUAAAAUGGAGGAAGAAAAGGAGACGACUGAAAAGCGGAGAAGGAGAGGAAUAUUUCCGGAAGAAGAUAAUAAGGCGGGAGGCCUAAUUUUAGUAAGGGAAGAUGAAACCGGCGAAUCUAGAAAAAAUGAAAAGCAGGAAGGCGAGGGCAAGCAGCAACCGCUGGAACGGAGGAAGGAGAAGAGGCAUGAGCCAGAGACAUCGGCUGAAUUCUCGCAGGGAGGCAAGAGCCCCGAGUUAUGCUUCAGUUUUGCUCGCAACUUCCCUUUGCCCUUGCGAUCGCCUACGCCCAAAUUGGCCGAGGUAAAACAGAAGGCCUUCAGUAUAGACGAGCUGAUUGCCAGUCCUUGGCCGGAACGGGCCACUAAAGCUUUUCGUCCGCCAGAAAAUAUGACUUGUUCAGCCGGAGACAAUACGGCGCAAAGGCCGAAAGAAUGUCCCAAUCAACAGGGCGAUUGCCAGUUUUACUCUGAAGUCGUGGAGGAGGACUGUUACUGCUCCGUGGGUGCUACAUUUUGGCCAAUCGAAAGAGCUUCUAGCUUCACCAAACAGGCCGAUGAGCCUCCAACUUCACGGGUCAUCAGCUCGCAUGAACCAACUGACUGUUUUAUUCCGUUCGGAUCAGGCUCACUUCAACUCGCUUUGUCGGCUCUAACGCCACCGGCCGAUUCAGGUCGAUUAGCGGCAUCUGGUACUCUCGCUGGCACAUUUACAGACCUGACUUUGGGUCCCGGUGUCUGUGAGCCGAUCACCCUUGACCCUACGAGGGUCACCUUGUCUAUGAGGUCGCGAGACGAGUCAAGACAAAUGGAAUCUUACUCCACAAAAUGCAUCCCGUUUUCAGCUGCAUUAGACCAGACUCCCCACAGGGAUGAGCAUGUGGUUGGUCAACUUAACCCUGCCAUGACCGACAGUGCUUCAUCGGCUUCCUGCCUUGCUCAUUGGCCUACCGCUGGACAAUUUGAGAACCCGGCAACAGAGGGGAUGGGCCCUUUGCUGGUAGCAAACUUGCCCAGUUUGCAUGAGGGUACCAUUCAUGAAGAGUCCCCAAAUGAGGGCGUUGAAGCGGCGGCCUCUUCAUCAACUUCAUCAUCAUCCCAGUCAGGAAUAGUAUCAUCAGCACGUGGGCAUGACGAACCUCCUGCAACAAUCCGGUUUCAGGGACCGGAACUCUCAAAGGACCCUCCUACGAGGGUCCGCCAAACGAUUCAGGAACAGCUGUACUCGUCUUGGAAGAGGCCUUCCAUAUUUUACGACCUGUUUGGUCUAUCCCCACAGUGCAUUUGCCCUCAAGUUUCCAUACAUUCUCCACUUCCCUCGCCCUAA